UCCAAAAAAGCAAAUGGGCUGCCUCCUCAGAGGGUCUAGCUCUGUGCGAGGUGCUCGCCCCGUAUCUGCCAUGCAAAACGAGGGAGCUUUAUGAAGGAAUCCGUCUUGUAAAGCCAUUGGUCCUGGUCAUCAGCCUCUACCCAAUGCUUUCGUGAUGCUGCCGCUGAUCUAUUUGGGAAGUUGGCUGGCUGGUGAGGCAGAGCCUCUCCUCAAAGCCUGGCUCCCACGGAAAAUAUGCUCAGUGCGGCCGCGUGCAUGAAUGAAAACGCCGCCGGGAGCUUCUAGUCGGGCAAAAUGCAGCCUAGAACUCCGUUCGUCCUGUGCGUUCUCCUGUCCCAGGUGCUGCUGCUAACAUCUGCAGAAGAUUUGGACUGCGUUCCUGGAUUUCAGCAGAAAGUAUUCCGUAUCAAUCAACCAGCUGAAUUCAUUGAGGACCAGAAGAUUCUAAACCUGAACUUCAGUGAUUGUAAGGGAAAUGACAAGCUGCACUAUGAAGUCUCAAGCCCAUACUUCAGGGUGAACAAUGAAGGUGGUUUAGUCGCCCUGAGAAACAUAACAGCGGUGGGCAAGACUCUGUUCAUCCACGCCCGGACACCCCAUGUGGACGACAUGGCAGAACUCGUGAUUGUCGGGGGGAAAGACAUCCAGGGCCCCUUGCAGGAUAUAUUUAAAUUUGCAAGAACUUCUCCCGUCCCAAGACAAAAGAGGUCCAUUGUGGUAUCUCCCAUUUUAAUUCCAGAGAAUCAGAGACAACCUUUCCCAAGAGAUGUUGGCAAGGUAGUUGACAGUGACAGACCAGAAGGGUCCAAGUUCCGGCUCACUGGAAAGGGAGUGGAUCAAGAGCCUAAAGGAAUUUUCAGAAUCAAUGAGAACACGGGUAGCGUCUCUGUGACACGGAACUUGGACAGAGAAAUGUUUGCUACUUAUCAACUAUUUGUGGAGACCACUGAUGUCAAUGGCAGAACUCUCGAGGGGCCGGUCCCACUGGAAGUCAUUGUGAUUGAUCAGAAUGACAACAGACCAAUCUUUCAAGAAGGCCCCUACAUUGGCCAUGUCAUGGAAGGAUCACCUACAGGGACCACGGUGAUGCGGAUGACAGCCUUUGAUGCAGAUGACCCAGCCACAGAUAAUGCCCUCCUGCGGUAUAAUAUCCGUCAGCAGACACCUGACAAGCCAUCUCCCAACAUGUUCUACAUCGAUCCUGAGAAAGGAGACAUUGUCACCGUCGUGUCACCUGCACUGCUGGACCGGGAGACUCUGGAAAAUCCCAAGUAUGAGUUGAUCGUCGAGGCUCAAGAUAUGGCUGGACUGAAUGUUGGAUUAAUAGGCACAGCCACAGCGACAAUCUUGAUUGAUGACAAAAACGAUCACUCGCCAAAAUUCACCAAGAAAGAGUUUCAAGCCACAGUCGAGGAAGGAGCUGUGGGAGUUAUUGUCAACUUGACAGUUGAAGACAAGGACGACCCUACCACAGGCGCGUGGAGGGCUGCCUACACCAUCAUCAAUGGAAACCCAGGGCAGAGCUUCGAAAUCCACACCAACCCUCAAACCAAUGAGGGGAUGCUUUCUGUCGUCAAGCCUCUAGACUAUGAGAUUUCUGCCUUUCACACCCUGCUGAUCAAAGUGGAAAACGAGGACCCGCUGGUACCCGAUGUCUCCUACGGCCCCAGCUCCACGGCGACCAUCCACAUCACUGUCCUGGAUGUCAACGAGGGUCCAGUUUUCUACCCCGACCCCAUGAUGGUGACCAGGCAGGAGAACAUCUCCGUGGGCAGUGUGCUGUUGACAGUGAAUGCCACAGACCCCGAUUCCCUGCAGCAUCAAACCAUCAGGUAUUCUGUUUACAAGGACCCAGCAGGCUGGCUGAAUAUUAACCCCAUCAACGGGACAGUUGAUACCACGGCUGUGCUGGACCGUGAGUCCCCAUUUGUCCACAACAGCGUGUACACCGCCCUCUUCCUGGCAAUCGACAGUGGCAACCCACCGGCUACCGGUACUGGAACUUUGCUGAUAACCUUGGAAGACGUGAAUGACAAUGCUCCCUUCAUUUACCCCACAGUAGCCGAAGUCUGCGAUGAUGCCAAAAACCUCAGUGUAGUCAUUUUGGGAGCGUCAGAUAAGGAUCUUCACCCAAAUACAGAUCCUUUCAAAUUUGAAAUCCAUAAACAAACUGUUCCUGAUAAAGUCUGGAAGAUCUCCAAGAUCAACAACACGCACGCCCUGGUAAGCCUCCUUCAAAAUCUGAACAAAGCAAACUACCACCUGCCCAUCAUCGUGACAGAUUCAGGGAAACCACCCAUGACGAACAUCACAGACCUCAGGGUACAAGUGUGUUCCUGCAAGAAUUCCAAAGUGGACUGCAACGCAGCGGGGGCUCUGCAUUUCAGCCUGGCCUCAGUCCUACUCAUCUCUCUCUUCAGUUUAGCUUGUCUGUGAGAACUCCUGACAUCUGAAGCUUGACUACCAAGUUUCCAUAGCAACAGGAAAAAAGGAAAAAAAAAAAAUCCAAAUCUGAAGAUUGCCGUUUACAGCUCUCGAACUUCACAACUAGGCCUCAAUUGCUCCAGAUUUUCAUUUUCUUUGCAAUUUCACUUAGUCUGUACUUCAUCAUUUUGACAGCAUCUUCCUUUCUCCUUUAAUUAAUGGAACCCUCUGAAUUUUCCCUGAAUGUUUAAAGAUCAUGGCAUAUAACUUGACCUUCUGGGAGCAGAAACAACGACUACUUUUUCUGAUGUGUCGCCAUGUUGCUAGUUAGCACUCCACACAUCCGGCUUUGUCUGUGGGUUACUAUUUGUAUAUGUAUGAGUAUCUGUAUGUGUAUAUACCCAGUAUUUAUAGAGAGAGAAUAUACAGGAGAAGCCUAGUUUUGAUAUGUUAUUCUUCCUUAAGAGGCUAAACAAAGAAGGGAUAGAAGCCACGACAGCUGACCCCUCCAGGGCCUCAGCAGCACAUUCAGCACUAACGCAGACCACAGCUGACGCUUCUCCACCAUCCCAUUCAGUCUGGACACUCAGUCUGGGCACUGCCACAACCAGCAGGCAGGUCCACAGAGAGGGAGAGCAGAGACAGAAGUCUUUUCUCUUUAGUCCGAGGACUAUAACCAGUUUUCACUGCCAAUCAUAUGCCAUGAUCCAGAGUGAAAGCGGCGAAGAGCAGAACAGGAAAUUUUACCAUCAAAUGCGGGAAAAAGGGCUGCAAUAUUCUUUCAUGGACACCUGUGUGCAUUUGUACGUGUCCUGAAUCCACAGUCCCGCUGGUUCUUAACGGGGACACAGAUCACAGCAGAGAAUCUCUCCCUCUCGGUAUAUGUACAAUUGCAAGUGUCAUCAUGGAGGUCACACAUGUAAAUGAUGAGGUCAACAGGUACCGUGUGUAUACAUAUAUAUGCCCACAUGUAUAGACAUACACUUAUGCACAUACACAUCAUUUGUUUCAUAUAUACAUGCAUAAGAUAGAGUAAAUACAGGUAGUUUUAAAAGUACCCUUUUGUGUGAAUUGACUACCGUUGUUUGCAAACCUAAAAAUAAAAGAUGUUCAUUAUGUAUGAAAAGUAAUUGAUUUUUAUUCCGUGAGCAUGUAAAAGUAAGAGGAAAGUUAGUGCUCGUACUAAGAUUAUCUUCUUGUUGAUAAACUGUAAAUGAACCGUCAAAGCUCACACCAAAUUUUUCUAUCAGAUAAAACUAGCGACAGCCUGUGGCUUUUUAUUAGAGUUCACCACAAACUAGGGUAAGGUAAGUGUCUUAGCAUAUUUUAAUGCAGUUGCUUACUAAAGGUUUUUAACCACGCGCGCACACACGCACACACACACACACACGCUUUCUUAUGCAAUCUAUGUUUGCAUCUGUGCUUUUCAGUUUGCCUUCUGUAGGAAGUAGAAGUCAUAUGUUGUCUUUAUUGUAGUAAAAUUAUGCCGAUAGAGUUCCAUAUAUUGUAUUUGUUUCAAUAGUAAAUCUUUUUGGAGCAUAUAGAAUGCAGACUUUUUUUUCCAUUAAAAUAAAUGGGUAUUGGUGGUUAAAA
Molecule: messenger RNA, 4017 nt
Organism: Pteropus alecto (black flying fox)
Lineage: Eukaryota; Metazoa; Chordata; Mammalia; Chiroptera; Pteropodidae
Gene: CDH13
Product: cadherin 13
Exons: 14
Coding region: 295-2436 (713 amino acids)
Biological process (GO): adherens junction organization; cell-cell junction assembly; calcium-dependent cell-cell adhesion
Cellular component (GO): adherens junction; plasma membrane; catenin complex
Molecular function (GO): cadherin binding; calcium ion binding
Source: RefSeq, a predicted model, not a curated record